This is a messenger RNA of Magallana angulata, 1457 nucleotides long. RefSeq lists its product as uncharacterized. The record is from RefSeq and is a predicted model, not a curated record. Lineage: Eukaryota; Metazoa; Mollusca; Bivalvia; Ostreida; Ostreidae. The coding region runs from base 21 to 1304 and encodes 427 amino acids. The transcript has 9 exons.
UUAUGUUUCUUUGAUCAGGUAUGACCUUUGGCCUCUGCUUUCAUUUUCAGUUUGACAUAAGAUGCAACAUGAUUAUCUAUGCCUUUACCGCAGUUGGUGCCCUGUAUCUCGUAAAACUUUUUUUUACUCCUGAACCAGAGCCGAUUGCAGGUGUCUACAAAGUACCAGGUGCGCGAUACAAUGUGAAAUACUGUUUCUUCAGGUUAAUUCUGUGGCUGCGACAGAGGAAAAACAAGAAAUUGGAGUCGACAUCAGGGCAGAACGCUGGGUAUGGGGUACGGUCCAGAAGCUCCACAGAAGACAUGGAUAAAGUCCAAGAUUUGCCUAAUGUCAACGAUCACCCAAAGGCUGUUGAUGCUGUUUACUUCAAUGCUGGAAAUCAAGAUGGUUAUUUCUUUGUGGCAGCGACAGCACGACGGCAAAACAAUCGAGUUCAGACAUUGCUGUAUUUACGGACCCCAGAUCUUGGGAUUCUCCAAGGCAAGUUUAUGUCAGAGAGCACCAACCUGGAAGGAUCAGAUCCCAAAUCUUUUGCUGCAGGAGGUCUGAAGCUGAUCCCAGUGAAGGCUAUGAAAGAAUGGCAGAUACAAUUCUCAGGAAAAAUGGUAAUCGUUAAGACAAAAAAGGAAGUGGAUGUGAACUUUGACCUUUUGUGGACGGCAUUCACUCCCUACUUUGACUUUGACACAGACAUGAAUCCUGUAACAAUGGCUGAUGCUAUUUGUAGGGAGACCUGGUCCAGAUCCUAUUUUGAUGACCUUCAGAGAUCCCAUCAAACGCAUUAUGAACAAUUUGGUGACAUCACCGGCACAGUCAAAAUAGAGGGUCAUGCGGAUGUCAAGCUGAAUAUCUCGGGAGUAAGGGACCAUUCUUAUGGCAACAUACGAGACUGGCGGGAUCUGUACCGGUACGCUAUACAGUACUGCACAUUAGAGGACAGGACGGCUAUCUGUCUAGGGGUCAUCUCUAUGCCAAGGUCACUCUCCAGAUUGCUGAUGGGUUAUGUGUUUCAUCCGGAUGGUAAACUGGACAGUGUAUCUUGGUCUUCGUUUGAACUCUAUGAAUACGGAGAAGAUGGGAAUCCUCCAAAGGAAUUCAACGCCAAAUUUACUGCAGGUGGGAAAAUGUAUUCAAUGAAGUGUACAGUUGUGGACUAUGCCAGGUUUUUUAUUGGAGAUGGGAAGGAUGCCAGGAUAUUUGAGCGCUUCUGUGACUAUGAGGUCAAUGGACAGAGGGGGUGGGGGAUCAGCGAAUGGGAUUACAGGAACAGCAAAAAGUUUUUUGAUGAUGGAGAAGAUAUAUGAAGAUAUAUAAUAUAUCUUCUACACAAAGUUCUGGGUCAUGUUACCCUGUAAGCAAACCCUCACAGCAGUGAUUAUGAAUGUGGUGAGCUUUGGAGAUCAACCAAGCUGUACAACUGCGACAAUGAAAUCUAUAAUAAACCAUUCAAUGCUUGA